ACCACCACCACAACAAAAAAGCAACAUAAAAACGUUUUAAUGUAUCCUUAGUACUUAAUACAGUCUGACUUGUAAUGCGCCUUGGGGGUGGUGUACCAUACGACGGCGACCCCCCGACAAUGAGCGCUGCUGGCAACGACUAUGCCGAAUUAUGCGAUCUUGGACCUACGCGAUGGAGUUCGCGCGGCUACUAUCAUGUACCACCACCUGCGCACAGUUCAUCACUGCAUCCUAGCAUCCUGCAGACAUCCACCCAAUCGUCAUCCAGUGUACCAACGGGUGGCUCAGCCGGUCUUACAGCUCAUCACCUGCGCGUUGCACCGCCCACAAGUAGUUACGAAGCGGAAGAUAUUGCCGCUGCCUACGGUAUGACAACACCGCCGCCCGGCAUUACCGAUUUAUCGAAUAGUUACGCUGUUAACUCACGUAUAGGCAAUAGUACAAGUUCGCUACGAACUGGUCCAACAUCAUCGGCGGCAGCAGCGGCGGCCGCGGCAGCAGUUGGUGCAGGCACAGGCCGUUCGGGUUUAUAUUAUUCACCGCCCGGUACCUCGUAUACGAUCAUAGAACGGCCACAUUCGCCGCAUUACUAUUACAAUUCGGCGGGUGUUGCGACCAAGGGCGGUUCGCUGCCGGGUCGUGGUUCUGCAUAUUUGUCCUCAUCGCCGUCGAACUAUCUGAACAGCGGUAUGAGUGGGACAUUGCCUACCUCAACUGCUGCACGACAUGCAAUGAAUUCCGCUUCGGGCAUGGCCAAUGGCAAUAAGAAACGGCCAAUAUCGCCGGAGCAGGUGCUGCGCAUGUUUGGCGCUACCCAAUCGUCUUCAGUUCCUACUAGCAGCUAUCAUUAUAGUAAUGGUACGAGAGAUCGCACCGGUCGUCGUAGUCCCGCCAGUAGUCCACCAUCAACAACGCAUCAGAUCUAUCGUGAACGUGAAAGAGAUCGCAGCAUGACAAAUAUCCAUGAACUAACGACACGCACUGUGACCAUGUCCCGUGAUCAACAAAUUGAUCAUGGAUUUGGUAUUUGUGUUAAAGGAGGUAAAGACUCAGGCCUUGGUGUCUAUAUAUCACGCAUCGAGGAAAAUUCCGUUGCCGAGCGUGCCGGUUUGCGUCCCGGUGAUACUAUCCUAGAAGUGAAUGGUACACCAUUCACUUCAAUUAAUCACGAGGAAGCGCUAAAAAGAUGUGUGCAGAUAUUGAAAUCACAACGUCAAAUCAGUAUGACGGUACGAUCACCACCCACGCUUAAUUCAACGGCGCCUCUGCAUGGCUUUGGCCCACCCUCCCGUGAUCCGAUGUACGCUUCAAUGGCUCCCCUGCUCACACAACCGACAGCACUGCCACCGGGUGCCGCCAUAGGAGCAACUGGUUCGUUGCCAUAUCGACAGACAUGUUCCUGGAUGGAUAGACACGGGAGACCUGCCUCACCGCCCAUGGAAUAUGGCGGACGACGAAGUGAUCGAAGGGAUAGAAUACGUUGUGUUGAGUUGUUAAUAGAACCCGGCCAGUCAUUGGGUCUAAUGAUACGCGGCGGUGUCGAAUAUGGCCUGGGUAUAUUCGUGACGGGUGUCGACAAGGACAGUGUGGCAGAUCGUGCCGGCCUUCUGGUGGGCGAUGAAAUAUUAGAAGUCAACGGUCAAUCCUUUCAAGAUGUUACCCAUGAUGAGGCUGUUAGCCAGCUGAAGUACCACAAGCGUAUGUCAUUGGUCAUACGUGAUGUGGGUAAAGUGCCACAUUCCUGUACCUCCAUUGAAAUGGAGCCAUAUGAUGCGUAUAGUCCCACGGGGACAAGAGCCCGUCGAAAAGGUCAAAUCACCGCCAUGGUAGAAGAGAAGGCCCGUUCUCUACUGCCGCGACACCAUUUUGCAAGUCUUUCGUAUUAUAUCGCCGAAUAUACUGCGAGAGCAAUGACCAUAGAUGCCUUUGUAGCCGUCUUAUUAGAAAUGUUAGAUACAUAUGAAAAGCAUACACUAGUGACGGAAAUCCGUGAACUUAUAUUUCCUGAGGAUCGCACACGAUAUGAUGAGCUAGUCUAUCGUAGAGAGCGCGAUCCUUACAGUGGCGAACGAUUAAGGCGUAAAGGAGAAAGUGCGCGUGAUUUGCCGGUAAGCUUUUUAGAAGAUUUAUUCUACGACACUGACACUACAUACUAUUAGAGUUGCCUAAAGACAAUUUCUAACAAAUAAUUAAAAGAAAAACAAAAAGAACUCAAUUAU
Molecule: messenger RNA, 2219 nt
Organism: Musca vetustissima
Lineage: Eukaryota; Metazoa; Arthropoda; Insecta; Diptera; Muscidae
Gene: dysc
Product: disks large homolog 5
Exons: 9
Coding region: 75-2159 (694 amino acids)
Cellular component (GO): stereocilium tip; plasma membrane; stereocilia ankle link complex
Molecular function (GO): protein binding
Source: RefSeq, a predicted model, not a curated record